AUGUCGGAACAGGAGCUCCAGAUCAACCCCAUUGUCCAAGAUUCUGUCAUCCACAACACAAAGACCCUCACCAACCUCCACAGCCUGACGGCCUCCCUCUUCGGCGUCAGCGCAGGCAUCCUCGGCCUCGAGUCCUACUACGGCUUCCUCUACUACAUCGCCCUCUCAAUAACAACCAGCCUCCUCUUCUACGUCUUCAAGCUCGCCCCGGGCUCCCUGGCCGAAGGCCGCAGCGUCCUCGACACCGGCCGCUACUACAAGGGCGCCCUCGAGCUCUGGACCAGCCCCAUCUUCAAUGGCUUACCGGGAUUCAUUCUGACGUGGACGUUAUUCUAUGGCUUGGUGAGAGCUUGA
Trichoderma reesei QM6a is the source of this 354-nucleotide messenger RNA. RefSeq lists its product as uncharacterized. Gene Ontology annotation, cellular component: endoplasmic reticulum; EMC complex; membrane. Lineage: Eukaryota; Fungi; Ascomycota; Sordariomycetes; Hypocreales; Hypocreaceae. Gene Ontology annotation, biological process: protein folding in endoplasmic reticulum; autophagosome assembly. Bases 1 to 354 code for a protein of 117 amino acids. The record is from RefSeq and is a predicted model, not a curated record. The transcript is spliced from 2 exons.